Messenger RNA from Pseudozyma hubeiensis SY62, 573 nucleotides. RefSeq lists its product as hypothetical. Bases 1 to 573 code for a protein of 190 amino acids. The transcript has a single exon. The record is from RefSeq and is a predicted model, not a curated record. NCBI's taxonomy places the organism in Eukaryota, Fungi, Basidiomycota, Ustilaginomycetes, Ustilaginales, Ustilaginaceae.
AUGGCGCGGUCUCAAACUGCCGCCAAACAAAAGACACUUUUUGCACAUCGAACUGUACCGCUGCAGAUUCGCUUGGUCGUUGGCGAGACAGAUGCGGCCGCUUCCACAAAUACGGCUGCUGUAGCUCACCUUCAUGCAGAGGCGCGAUCAACAGUCCUCUGGCACACUCUCGCGACGCUUCCUGCGUCUGCACGGUCUCGAUCCGAGAUGCGGCAGCUGAUUCGAGUUUACCGGCGAGUCGCACGCUCAUUGUCUGGUCGCUUUCGAACUCCUUCACGGCAUGUGCGUGUUGGCAGAAGCGUGGUGUACAAUCAUUGCCUCCGCAACACUGCAGCUUCUCGGUUGGCAACAUCCGACGAUGCGCAGCUACCUUUGACGGGCGAUGUCAUACAUGGAUGUACACAUAGUCGAGACGCUCUUUCACGUUCGGGCCGCGAGCUGUGCAUCACCGAUUCGGGUGUGCCCGAUUUGAACACCCGCGAUCCGAACAUCGAGCAACUUCCACUUCGAAAAAUCCACAUUUUUGACUUUGCCUUGAAUUUUUUCCGAAGAAUAGGAAGAACGAGGAGAUAA